CGGUCUUUUUUCUUGUGUCUCUGUGUACUUGUGCCAAUGUGUGAGUCCUUCCUGUAUUCCGUGCCAGAGGAGAAGAAAAGCGGCUCUGUGGUGGUGAACGUGCUGCAGGAUCUGCGAGUGGAGGGCAGGGAGCUGUCCGCUCGGAGGGCCCGGCUGGCUUCCAAGAGCGCCAAGCAGUAUUUCCGGCUGGACCCUCAUUCCGGGAACAUCCUCCUGCAGGAGCGCAUCGACCGGGAGGCGCUCUGCGGCCAGAAGGACCCCUGCGUCCUGCUCUCCGAGGUCGUGCUGGAGGACCCCCUGCAGCUGCACCGCAUUGAAAUACAGAUCGAGGAUGCGAAUGACCAUCCCCCCAGAUUCUCCAAGGAGAAAAUCUUCCUUGAAAUACCUGAGCAGACUCCCAUAUACACACAAUUCCCUUUGGAGGGAGCUCAAGAUGCAGACAUUAGAGAAAAUGCUGUUCAGAAUUACACUUUGAGUCCUAAUGAGCAUUUUAGACUGGAAGUGCAAACUAGCAGGGAUGGCAGCAAAUACGCAGAGCUGGUGCUGGAGAAACCUCUGGACCGGGAGGUGAAUGCGCAGGUGACACUGGUGCUGACAGCUGUGGACGGAGGGAUUCCCCAGAGAUCGGGCACAGCACAAAUAUUAAUUAAUGUUCUGGAUGCCAAUGACAACUUCCCUCAGUUUGCACAAUCCCUGUAUGAGGUCAAGCUCAGGGAAAACAGCCCUUUGGGCACACUAGUGGCUAAGGUUGAAGCCAGUGACAAAGAUUUUGGCUCCUAUGCAGAAAUCACGUAUUCCUUCAGCCAAGUGCCAGAAAUUGUUCUCAGAACGUUCAAGUUGAACAGACAGACUGGGGAAAUCAGCUUGAUAGGUCCAGUUGAUUAUGAAGAAAAGAGCAAUUACGAGCUGAGCAUCCAAGCCACGGAUGGAGGGGGGCUCUCUGCCUACUGCAAGGUCCUUGUGGAGGUGGAGGAUGAGAACGACAAUGCCCCUGAGGUGGCUGUGACCUCCAUCACCAGCCCCCUACCAGAGGACUCGCCUGUGCAGACGGUGGUGGCCCUCUUCAGUGUCACGGACCCUGACUCCGGAGACAAUGGCAGGACCACCUGCACCAUCGACCCCAGCCUGCCAUUUGCGCUGAGAGCCACUGAGAACAGCUACUACCAGCUGGUGACCCAGUGGCCCCUGGACCGAGAACGGAUCACCGAGUACAACAUGACUGUCAAGGCCACGGACCGAGGCUCUCCCCAGCUCACUUCACUGACAGUGAUCAGCAUUCCCAUCUCGGAUAUCAACGACAACCCUCCGGUGUUUGAACGCCCCCUCUACGAAAUGCAGGUGCGAGAGAACAACAUUCCAGGACUGCUGAUCGGCUCAGUCCACGCCUCUGACCUGGACGCAGAGCAGAACGCCAAGCUGACCUAUGCGCUCCUGCCCGGGAAGGUCGGGGACAGCCCGGUGUCCUCCUAUGUCUCCAUCAACUCCGAGACCGGGAACCUGUACGCCCUGCGAUCCUUCGAUUACGAGAACAUGAGGGAGCUCCGUGUGAUGGUGAGGGCCCUGGACAAGGGCUCCCCCCCGCUCAGCUCGCAGGCCACUGUCCGCGUUCACGUGGUGGACGAGAACGACCACGCACCCUUCAUCCUGCACCCUCUGCAGAACAGCAGCUCCCCAUCCAGUGACCUGGUCCCACGCGGGGCCGAGGCCGGCUACCUGGUCACCAAGGUGGUGGCCACGGACCACGACUCAGGGCAGAACUCCUGGCUGUCCUACCAGCUGCUGAAGGCCACGGAGCCGGGCCUGUUUGUGGUGGGUGCCCAGAACGGGGAGGUGAGGACGACGCGGCCGGUCCAGGCUCGGGACAGCUCCAAGCAGACCCUGGUGGUGGCCGUCAGGGACAGCGGCCACCCGCCCCAGUCUGCCUCCGCCACGCUCAGGAUCCUGCUCGUGGACGGCUUCUCCGACCCCUACAUGAAGAUGGUGGAUGUCCCCCGGCACGAGGAGGCUGAGGAGGAGGGCCGCACCCUGACCAUGUACCUGAUCGUUUGCCUGGCUGCCAUCUCCUCUGUUUUCCUGUUGUCCAUCACCAUCUUCGUUGCGGUCAAGAUCCAGAAGAAGGGCUCAGGGGAGAGCCCCCUCGCUGCCCCUCCCCAGUUCCCCCCGGCCCGGCCGGAGUUCCCUGAGAAUGGCUCCGAUUCCCAGAGCGGCUUCCUCCCCAGGACCUACCACUACGAUGUCUGCCUGACCGGCGGGUCCCUGAGCAGCGAGUUCCGGUUCCUCCGGCCCCUCAUCCCGGUUUUCUCCAUGGGGGAGCCGAACCUCCCGGGGAAACAUGUGGUGACUCCUGGUGCUCAGGCCAUUUCUGAGCAGACGGGGAAUAAAGAAUCAUGGGAGCAGGUGAGCAAAUGGCAUUUGAUUAAGUCCUGCUUGGUUCAGUCUACAUUAUCCCAGGCUUUUACUGUUUGUUGUGUUUUUGUUGUUUGCUAAUCUGUUGCGCCAUAUGCCUCUUUUUCACCUUACCCUCUUGCUGCUGCUUCUCUGUGGUGCCCAUUUUGUGCCAAAUUUUGUUUCCCUCUCUAACACCACCUGCAUCCAUCCCUGCUGCUUGAUUCUGCUUGCCUGCCCAUCUCCCUGCCUCCUGCCCAAGUCCAGUCUGUUCCUGCCAGUUCCUGCUUCCAUCUGUGUUUCCCUGCUGUCUCUGCCUUCCCAGGCACCUGCACCAUCCUCCCAACCUGCCCUUGCUCCAGAACAUGAUCGUCUUUCAGGUCCUUGACUUUUGGACUGCGCUCUUGGACUCUUUGUAUUUGCCUGGACUGUCUUGUCUACUGGCUCUUGACCCUGGAAUGGCCAUGGAGGUGCUUCCAGUUCUCUAAACCUACCCGACGCCUACUCUGGCACCUGCUCCCUGGUCCCAUGUCCCGACUAUAGUCACCUGCCACCCAUGCCCUGGACCGUGCAGUUUCAAUCUCCCACCUGCUUUCCUGCAGAAAGUUGGAAUCGUUGCAUACGCUGGCAAGACUGCUCUUUUUAACUCAAGCUCUGUAUCCCCCGUUAAGGUUAGCUGCCCAGCCACUGGAAACUAA
Varanus komodoensis (Komodo dragon) is the source of this 3083-nucleotide messenger RNA. RefSeq names its product protocadherin beta-16-like. The coding region runs from base 37 to 2487 and encodes 816 amino acids. Gene Ontology annotation, molecular function: calcium ion binding. NCBI's taxonomy places the organism in Eukaryota, Metazoa, Chordata, Lepidosauria, Squamata, Varanidae. Gene Ontology annotation, biological process: homophilic cell-cell adhesion. Gene Ontology annotation, cellular component: plasma membrane. The record is from RefSeq and is a predicted model, not a curated record. The transcript has 2 exons.